This is a messenger RNA of Python bivittatus (Burmese python), 1056 nucleotides long. Its product is annotated as putative methyltransferase DDB_G0268948. The record is from RefSeq and is a predicted model, not a curated record. NCBI's taxonomy places the organism in Eukaryota, Metazoa, Chordata, Lepidosauria, Squamata, Pythonidae. Gene Ontology annotation, molecular function: S-adenosylmethionine-dependent methyltransferase activity.
CGCGCGGGUAUCGAAGGCGGAUGCGGGCAGAGGAGCGACUUCAGCCGCUCUGCCCAAGUUCAGAAGUUCACCUAAACGCUGGGAAAUGGCCGCCCGCCUGUUUGAGGAUAAAGACCACGCUGCCGUGUAUCAGAAAUACAGGUUCUCGCUUCAGGAGAAAUUGCAGGGCGUGGUCCUCGCCUACCUAGAGAAAAAGGUGAAUUGCUUCCAGCUGGGAGUGGAUGUGGGAUGUGGUUCAGGCCAAAAUACUCUCCUGCUGGCAAAGUAUUUUGAGAAGGUGGUUGGAACAGAUGUAAGUGAAGCUCAGAUUGAGGAGGCUAAGCGAGCCACACAUCCUCCCAAUGUCUCAUAUCUCACGUGUCCUGCAGAGAAGCUGCCUUUCAAGGAUCACUCUGUGGAUCUCAUCACGGCCUUCAGCGCUGUGCACUGGUUUGAUGUACCCUGCUUCGUAAAGGAAAUGGACCGGAUUCUCAAACCAUCUGGCUGCUUCAUCUUGUGUUCCAACACCCUUGAUUUGCAACUGCACUAUAGAGAUCAGUCAGAGAAGCUGACAGAGAUCUUCAAGGAGAUUCAAACCCAGCUGAUUCCUUAUGCAAAUGAAAGGAUCAAAUUUGUUUUGGAUGAGUAUAAAACAAUAUUUGAUGCUCUGCCCUUUCAGGAUAAGGAAAGAAUCACGGAUAUUGUCGAUAAAAUCCCCGUAAGUGUCUCUGAAUUGCUGGGAUAUAUCCAGUCCUUUUCCCUAUACCACACUUUUCUAAAAGCCCAGCCUGAGGCAGCCAAAUCUCUCAUCCAGAAUGCUGAACAGAGGAUCCUGGAGACAAUGGGAGUUUCUUCAGAUGAAACCAAGCUGGAGAUUUGGACUCGACAAAUUUGCAUUCUGGGUACCAAGAGCUAUUAAAAGUAAUUUUGGUCCAGCUUAGGGACGCCCCAGCCAGGAAAAAGAAUCAACUCAUAUUGGUGCCAAGCUUCAGUUCAACGAUUACUACUUUAGAAACAACUUUCCAAGAAAACCAGUGCCCUGUUUAUUUCUGAGAGGAGUGGAAAGCAAAUGUAGAA